AUGUUUUUACGUGCCCAAACUCGUUCUUUCCAUGCCACUGCCAAGAAGAUGGAUUUCUCCAAGAUGUCUAUUAUUGGCAGAGUCGGUACUGAGUUCACUGAAUCCACUUCAGCUAACAACACCACUUACAUGAGAUACAGUAUUGCCUCCCAACCAAGAAAGGAUGGUCCAACCAAUUGGUACCAAGUCACUGUAUUUAGCCAACCACAAAUGAACUUCUUAAAGGAGUACGUUAAGAAAGGUGCUCUAGUUUACGUCGAAGCCGAUGCUGCGAACUACUCAUACGAAAGAGAAGACGGUACUAAGAACACUAGUCUAAGUUUAAUUCAAAGAGAUUUCAACUUAUUGAGAAAUCCUAAGCCAGUUGAAGACCAAGGAGAAUAA
Molecule: messenger RNA, 384 nt
Organism: Tetrapisispora phaffii CBS 4417
Lineage: Eukaryota; Fungi; Ascomycota; Saccharomycetes; Saccharomycetales; Saccharomycetaceae
Gene: RIM1
Product: Rim1p
Exons: 1
Coding region: 1-384 (127 amino acids)
Biological process (GO): DNA replication
Molecular function (GO): single-stranded DNA binding
Source: RefSeq, a predicted model, not a curated record